ACAGAGGAAAAGCCAGGAGAGCAGAGCAUGCGCGUGAGAGAUCACCUCAUGCACUUGGCCACAACAAAUGUUAUCACACAGAUGUUUUGCAACCUAACCUACGAGAUACGGGAUGCUGGACUUUAAUAAAUGAGCAACUGGACAGGAGUGUCUGAGACCUCGUGAAUGUCAGCUUGUUGUUUAUAUUUUGGUAGAGAGUGGAGUGUUUGAGAUGUGCGCCGCAGUUUACGUUUUGUCUACGGUGACGGGGUAUGUGCUGACCUCCGCAUUGCUGUUGAAAUUCCCGGCUCUGUUACACCGACGAAAGCAUGGGGGAUUCCGGAGCAGACAUAUAUCUCAUCGCGGGGGAGCUGGAGAAAACUUGGAGAAUACAAUGGCAGCAUUCAAACAUGCGGUGCAGCUGGGCACAGACAUGUUAGAGCUGGACUGUCACCUGACAAAGGAUGAGCAAGUGGUGGUUUUACAUGACAACAACCUAAUUAGGUCAACAGGUGUGAGCGUUGAUGUCUCCAGCGUGGCCUAUGCUGAUCUCCCUCCUUACCUUUGCAGGCUUGGUGUCACUUUUCAGAAAGAGUGUUAUUGUGAGGGAGGUGAGGACAAGCGCAUCCCUUUGCUGAGAGAGGUCUUUGAGAAUUUCCCUGCCACGCCUGUCAACAUCGACAUCAAAGUCAACAAUGACACGCUCAUCAAAAAGGUCUCAGAACUAGUGGUCAAAUACGACCGGGAACAUCUGACAGUGUGGGGAAACUCCAACAAUACUGUUGUGAAGAAAUGCUACAACGAGAACCCGCGGAUCCCAGUGCUGUUCAGCAUGCCCAGAGUCCUCCUCGUGGUUGGGCUCUUCUACACCGGCCUCCUGCCCUUCUUCCCUCUCAAGGAGCAGUUCUUAGAAAUCCCCAUGCCUUCCAUCAUCACCAAGCUGAAAGACCCCUCUAGAAUGACUAGAAGCCAGCGUGUGUUGACUUGGCUUGCUGACACGCUGCUGAUGAGAAAAGCCCUGUUUGAUCAUUUAACUGCCAGAGGAAUACAAGUGUAUAUUUGGGUACUGAAUGACGAGGAGGAUUUCAAACGUGCUUUUGACCUUGGCGCCACAGGAAUCAUGACAGACUAUCCAACCAAGCUGAAGGAGUUCAUGGAGAAGAACAGAGAUAUCUGUGGAGUGAGUGGAUAAAGUGGAGUGAGCAGCAGGUUAAGACAUCCUGGUGAGAGCUAGAUGAGAGGCGUUUGGGGUGUCAGGAAUGAUUGGUUGUGGAGAAAGUUGUGCUGACGAAGAACAAUGUGUGUUUGUGUGAAUUACACCUUAUACCUUUUAAUCACCAAUUUUUCAUGUUUACUGUAUGUAUUACCAGUGCAGUAGAUAGACAACCACUGUGGUGAAACCAUGUUUUUGCAUCUGUGUGUGGAAAAAUGUCAAGAUACAAAGAAGACCACGCAUUCCAGGGUUUCAUCUAAAGCACUGAAUGACCCUUGUACCUAGAGUUAUUACAACACAAGAAUGGACAGGAAUGGUAUAGGAAUGUAAAGGGCAAAUUAGUUUUCCAUGUAGUAUUUGCACAUCAUGAAGUGUAUUGAGAUCUGUGUAUUCUCUGUGGCACAGGCAGCUCUUACCUUUCUUCAGCACAGCACAUGCCAAAACUAAAUUCAUUUUAGUAUUCUUUCAUGCUUGGAGGUUUAAUUUAAAACUGAAAUGAUAAUGAAUCUUAAUAAAAGCAUCAAAAAUUAAUGAAAAUAUGUCCAUUUAAGAGGAGUCGUCUUAUGUGAGCAGUAUCAGUUUGUUGCUUUAGCUGGUUUGCGGUCAUGUCUGUGAAAUGUCAAUGCUGUUUAAAGUGUAAGGCACUUGAAGUGUAUUUGUACGACAUUUAAGGAAUUCAUUUUAAGGAAUGAAUUCACCUGCCACCUUAAAGUGAUGAUCGACGGAGUGACCCAGAGAGGCAUUUCAUCAUUUUGUACAAUCUCACAGAGUAAGAGAAAUGAGGAAACCAGAAUUAAUGUAAUGGCGCCUGCCACAGGGCCAAUUUGGGUAAGCAGCUGAGCAUUCAAAAUGGGUGAGGGUUUCAGUGUUCUGUCACCUUCAAUGGAUUAUUUUUCUGGGCAUUGACAUGCCUUGUACUGACACUGUUUUUUCCCCCCAAUGAGGACUUUGUUUGAUGUCCUAUCAUGGACCUCUGCUUUUAGUAGAGGCUGAAUGUAUUGUUGUGGAACAUUGGUUCUAGCCUGUUCUGAAUGUGCCCGUUCCAUUUCAGAAAAAAGAUUUAUUUACGUCUGGGCUGUUGUAUUACAAUUUGCACAAGGUUAUAGUAUGUCGUUUGAAUGAUCAAGUAUGUAUAUUUGACAUCAUGACAUGUCUUUCGUCAGUUUUCAUUCCUUUGUUUACUGACUGCAUACUAUUAUAAAGAUUGUGUAUCUGAUCUGUGUUGAAUAAGGAUAUAUGACAUAUAUAUAUAAUAAGUCAUAAAAUAAGUCAUUUUUGAAGUGUUGGUGAUCAUGUUUUGUUUUGCAUGGAUUUCUUGGCAAUAAAGGGCUGUGAGGUCACAUUAAAAAGGAUAGAAGUAGGUAAUCAAUAUGAAAUAAUUGUUUCCCCUGUUAAGGUUUUUUUUAAUUUAAGUCAAUGUAACUGUUAUGGCCCAGUCAUAGGCGACUUCACAGACUAGUCUGUGCUAUCAGUAUACUUAAAGAAAACUCCCAACCAGAUAGGUGUUGAGUGGCUUUUCAUUUGGAAAGAGAUGUGUGGCAACAAUGCAAUUUAACGAACUGAUAAGAAACAAUCAUAGUUUUUCCAUGUCAGUCUGGAUGUUUUGUACCAUGGGCAUUGUGUCUUACUCCUGUAUUUUUUCAAGUCAUGUUCCUUGCUGCCGUUAGUGAUUUGAAUUUUCCAAUUAGUGAUUCGUUUUCAGUGAUGAUAGGCCUGUUUAAUAAAUUAUUUUUGAAAUGA
Molecule: messenger RNA, 2932 nt
Organism: Clupea harengus (Atlantic herring)
Lineage: Eukaryota; Metazoa; Chordata; Actinopteri; Clupeiformes; Clupeidae
Gene: gdpd1
Product: glycerophosphodiester phosphodiesterase domain containing 1
Biological process (GO): N-acylethanolamine metabolic process; glycerophospholipid catabolic process
Cellular component (GO): endoplasmic reticulum membrane
Molecular function (GO): phosphoric diester hydrolase activity; phosphatidylcholine lysophospholipase A1 activity
Source: RefSeq, a predicted model, not a curated record